UCCUGGAUGGAAGAACUUAGUUUAUUCUAGUGGUGGUACAACAAAAACGGGUGAUACAUCCGCGCAAAGUUGUUGUGAAUCAUGUGUUGCUAACCCGAUCUGUGUACAAUGGGCCUUUGGCUCAAAAGGUUGUCUUCUGAAUGGAGGUGCAGAUACAUGUACCGGUCAAUUGUUUAAUAGUACCCAUAUUUUUGAUAGUGGUGAUAUUCGCUGUGUAGGUGGUUGUACUCCACUAGAUGGUACUACUGAAAUUACAAGUACUGAUAGCACUGAUAGUAUUGAUAAUAGUUUUGGUGAUAUGUUAUAUAAUUAUA
Cetraspora pellucida is the source of this 314-nucleotide messenger RNA. NCBI's taxonomy places the organism in Eukaryota, Fungi, Glomeromycota, Glomeromycetes, Diversisporales, Gigasporaceae. The record is from the annotation of a GenBank genome assembly.